AUGUGGCUUACCAUCUCUGAAAGAUUUCUGGCCCUUCUUUUUUCCAAGGCACAAACACCCAUUGUUUACCAAGUUAACCCACCAUCUGGAGUGCCAGGAAACUUAAUACAAGUCCAUGGCUGGAUUAUUACUGGAAGGACUGAAACCUUUGAUAAUGAUGUUGAGUACAUUGAUAGUGGUCGUUAUCUUACAGGUAAUCGAGGACUUCUCUUUGAAGUUGGAGAUAUUCAGGAAGGCCUAGAACUCACCAAUACUACCCCUGGUUACAGAUGGCAGAUUGUCCCCAACGCCAGCUCUCCAUUUGGAUUCUGGUUAGAAGAAGGGCAACACUUCAGGGCUCGGCUCAGUGGAUUUUUUGUUGCCCCAGAGACAAAUAAUUACACUUUUUGGAUCUGGGCAGAUAGCCCAGCUUCUUUGUACUUCAGUCAGUCAGAAGAUCCAGAGACCAAGAUGAAAGUAGCUUUCAUUCAGACUGGCACAACUGACUGGUUUGAUUCCUGGGAGAGGAAUGGCCAUUUGGAGGCCUGGCAACAGAAGUCCCUGAAGUUGGAAUUGUUGGGUGGGGCAAAGUAUUACUUGGAAGCCAACCACUAUGGCAUAACUCCCAGUCAUGGGAUGAGCAUCGGGGUCCAAAUCCACAACACCUGGCUGAAUCCUGAUGUGGUCAACAGCUACCACCGUGAGAAGCUCCAGAUCCGAGCCAUUGCUCAGAGGAUCCCAGAGAUACAGAUACUGAAUGUGACUGGCACAGGAACAUUUUGUCUCACCUGGGAUGGUGUCUCCAGCCAGCCAGUGCCUACGGAUGCCGCUGCUGCUCAGAUCCAAACAGCAAUAGAGGAACUGCUCACAGUAAAAUGCAAACUGGAACCACUUUCAGCUCAAAUUCUUCUCCGGUUUGGAUUUGAAGAAGGCCUACAGGAUUCUGGCCCUGAUGGGGGCCUAACCAGUGGCACAGAGCCCUUCUGUGGAAGGUUCAGCAUCCACCAUCCUCAAUACCUUGUCAGAACAUCUGAAGCCAUGCAGAUGAGAUAUCAGCUUGAUCAAUACACACAUCUGUGCUUUGCAUAUAAAGGCUAUAUGAAUGAUACCAUGACCAUCUCAGUGUCUUUCACAAGUAAAUAUCAUAAACCUGUAAAGAAGAAGAUUGUCUGUGAAUGGAAUCCAGAGCAGCUGAGGCCUGAAAGCUGGAAAUUUGUCUGUAAUGAGCUCUGGGAGUCAUGUGUGCGUCACUCUGGGGGCCUCUCCACCCGUCUGGCCAACUCCCCUGUGCUGGUACAUCAGAUUGAUAUGUCUCCCCAAGAACAUAAGAAGAGUCACUUCUACAUAGAUGAAAUUAUUGUUGCAGAUAGAAACUUAACAGUUUCUCAAGUCAAUUCCAGAAUAGCUCGCCCAGGAGGGAAGCUCAUCGAAUCCCUUUCUGUCAAUGGAGUCCCACCAACCUACAAUAUUACCCUGUGGAUGGCAGGCUGUGGGCGUGAGCUCCCUCUCAUUCAGCCUUGCUAUUUGCCACCAGAAGAAGCAGAUGAAAGCCCAAGGCCGGUCAGCGUUACAGUCCAGAGGCUGCAAAGGAUGAGCCCAGUUUUAGAAGGACAUUUUCAAAUCCAACUUCCCAACACAGUGAUAUCUGGUAUCCCUGUGCACAUUUCUGCUCAUGACCUCCUUGAGCUCUUACAGAACAGCAAUGAUGACUUUGCAUCUCAGUUCCUCAAUGUCAGUGAUUUUAAGGUGCAGAAAGAUCUAAGCUCCUGCUAUGAACACGUGUGGACCCUCACGUGGAUGUCCCAACUGGGAGACUUGCCCAAUAUCAUCCAUGUCUCUGCUGAAAACCUAACUGGUAUGUAUCCAGCUGUGAGUACUCGGAUAGUUUAUGAUGGUGGUGUUUUUCUUGGACCCAUAUUUGGAGAUAUGCUGGUUACUCCCAACAUAUACCCUCAGGUGACUGUGAGAGUCAAUGACAUACCUGCUCGCUGUUCAGGUUCCUGUUCUUUCCAGUACCUUCAAGAAUCAACCCCAUUAGUCCAAGCUGUCUGGUACUCUUAUGAUGAUGACAUUAACCUGCUGGUCUGCAUCAUGGGAUCUGGUUUUCCUGAUGACACUGGAGCUUUGAAGAUCGAAGUGAGUCAACAGAUUUGUGAAGUCACUUUCUCGAACCAAACUUAUGUUGCCUGCAAGAUGGACUUCUUACCAAUUGGAAAGUAUCAGGUGGUGAUGCUAGUGAGACACUUUGGCUUUGCUCUCAAUGUCAGUGGAGGAGAAGGCAUCCACUUCAACAUUGAACCCAAGCUGAAAAUAAUGGAGCCUUCUGUAGCUCCAGAAAUUGGAGGACUUUGGACCACUAUCCAAGGGACCAAUUUGGAAGACAUAAUCUUGGUAUUAUUUGGAUCUCAGCCUUGUCCUGUCAACAUCACCACCAGGAAGAUGGAAAGAAUCCAAUGCAAAGUCCCUCCCUGGGGGAAUGGUAGUGGAACCCUUGUGAAUGUGACCAUCAUCACCAGGAACCUGUCAGUAACUUAUCCUGAGGCAUUCAAGUAUUCUCCUUCUUUAAAUCCAGUUAUCCUGUCUCUGAGCAGAAGCAGAAGCAACACAGCAGGUGAUCAGACUCUUUUCAUUGGAACUACAUCUCUGGCAAACUAUACAGACCUGGAUGUGGAAGUCCAUAUUCAGGACACCUUGGCUCCCAUCCUAAAGCAAGUGCCUCAGGGUCUAAAGGUGGCACUUCCCUUCCUGCCAUCAGGGUGGCACAAUAUUUCUGUCACAAUGAAUGGUAUUAACAUCAUCUCCGAGGGAAUUGAUCUUCAAAUACAGUACAUUACUGAAGUCUUCAAGAUUGAGCCUUGCUGUGGGUCCCUCCUUGGUGGAACCACCCUCACCAUCUCUGGAAUUGGCUUCAGCAAGGAUCCAUCUCUAGUUUCAGUAUCAGUGGGCAACCAGACAUGUAGUAUUGUGAACUCAACUGAAGAGACCAUCUGGUGUGAGACAUCGGCAGCUCCUCAGUUGCCUGAUACGGAGCCUCAAGCUGUCAUGGUUCCCAUAGAAGUCUCAGUUGGCAAUAUCUGUGCUCACCAUCAUCCCUUUUUUGACUUGAGAAAGGACUUUACCUUUAUAUAUCAUUCAGCUUUAACUCCUUUUGUAACUGCCCUCCAAGGGCAAAUCAGAGGAGACAUCCUGGAGUUUCAAGUAGAAGGCAAUAAUAUAUCUGACUCAGUUGUUCUACUGGGCCACAUGAAGUGUGAUCUUGAGCUGCGGUUCUUCAGUUUCAAUAGAACUCAGUAUUUCUGUUCCUUACCUCUAGCAAAUAUGGAAGCUGGAAUUUAUCCCAUUCAAGUUUUCCAGAAGGAUAUAGGAUUUGCAAACAUGUCUGCUGUACCCCACAGUUUCACAGUAUCCCCUCAGGUCACUGACAUCGUUCCCACCCAUGGAUCAGUGUGUGGGGGGACAUGGCUUACUAUAAUAGGCUUGGCUUUCAAGUCCAGAAUGAGGUUAGUGCAGAUUGACCUCUUUGGCCAUCAUACUUGUGCCAUCUGGAAGUGGAAUGACCGGAUGAUCCUCUGCCAGGUUAGCCUUGUGGGUCACCUCCCUAAAGCAUCCCUUGCCAUGAAUGUUACCAUCACUGCUAAUGGGAUAAGCAGUAAGUGUCAAGGAAAUUGUACAUUCUAUCUGCAAGAAGAGUCAACUCCCAUUGUGGAAACACUGAACACCAGCGUCAGUGGAACUCUGACCACCAUGUUGAUUGGUGGUCAGAAGUUGGCCACAGCCACUGAUGAGCUGGUGGUUUUGGUUGAUGACUAUCUUUCCUGUGAUAUAACCUUCUAUAAUGCAACUCAGGUAGAAUGUCAGCUGAGUGACUUGGGACUGGGUCUACAUCACUUCUCUCUUCUGAACAGGAGAAGUGGCUUUGCUUGUCUAGGCACCCUUGCUCCACAUUUCAGUGUAGCUCCUCAGGUGCUUGGUUAUCAUCCUCAGAACUUUAGCAUCAAUGGUGGAGGUCUCUUGACCAUAGAGGGCACAACACUGAGAGGAAAGAACACAACUUCCGUCCUAGUAGGGCAUCAGCCCUGCUUCACAGUGAAUAUUAGCUCAGUGCUUAUCCAGUGUAUUGUUCCCCCAGGCAAUGGGACAGUUGGUCUGGAAAUAGAGGUAGAUGGGAACUUAAUUGAUGUGGGGAUAAUCCAUUAUAGUGAUGUCUUUACCCCAGAGUUACUUUUUAUUCUUCAAAUUGAUGGUUUGGUUGUAACCUUCAUGGUGGCCAGAACCAGCGGGGCUAAGAACAUGCAGAUCUUUAUUGGGGCAUCACCAUGUGUAGGCAUCUUGGGUAACUAUACCAUGCUCCAAUGCUCAGUUUCUCCGCUUCCAGCUGGGGAGUAUCAAGUCAAAGGUUUGGACUGUCUCAGAGGCUGGGCUUCAUCGACGUUGGUGUUCACCUCUAACAUUACCAUUACGUCAAUCCACAGAAACUUUGGCUGUUUGAGUGGAAGCCUACUGCAUGUACACGGAAGUGGAUUUUCUCCAGGAAACACAUCUGCUGAAGUCUGUGGUGUCCCCUGCCAAAUCUUAGACAAUGCUACGGUGACCAACUUCAGCUGCCUGGUGCUGCCCCUGGAUGCCUCCUUGGCUUUCCUGUGCAACCUAAGGCCCUUAGAGGAAAACUGUAAAGCCACCAAGACCACCUAUAUCCAGUGUGAAUUGACUGUCACUGUGGGGACCAUCAAUCCAUUAAGAGCUUGGUCUUACAUCUACCUGUGUGAAGAAAAUCCUUGGUGUUCUUUAGCUCUGGACCAUCAGGUAGACUCAUCCCUUGGAUUAUUCUCUGGACUUUUCAUGAGAAACUAUGUUCGGAUUAUGAGUAUGCUCUGGUUUAGAUCUACUACUAGCCUUAUGCAGGACUACUUUCACCUUCAGAUCUGUCGCAGAUGGUCCAGGGCUCACAGCUGGAUUCCCCAAGGUCGGCCACAAGAUGGCGACAACGUCACAGUGGAGAGUGGCCAAACGUUGCUGCUAGACAUCACUACUAGUGUCCUGGGUAUGCUGCAUAUAAAAGGUGGUAAACUGAUAUUUACUGGCCCAGGACCCAUUGAGCUACAUGCUCACUGCAUCCUUGUGUCACAUGGUGGUGAGCUCCAGAUUGGAUCCAAGGAUGAACCUUACCACGGCAAAGCUCUGAUCCACCUACAUGGGAGUUCUUCCACCACCUUCUUUCCAUAUGGAGCCAAAUUCCUUGCUGUGAGGAAUGGAACACUGUCCUUGCACGGUUUAAGGCCAGAGGUGAGCAUCACACAUCUACGGACUGCAGCUCAGGCCAAUGACACCAUGUUAGCAUUAAAAGACCCUGUAGACUGGCAUCCUGGAGAAGAAGUCAUCAUUAGUGGAGUUACCCUGGAAGGUUCCCAAGGGCGAGAAGAAAUUGCCAUCAUAGACAGUAUGCAUGGUACAAACCUCCAUCUUCGGUCACCUUUAAGAUAUUCUCAUGGUAUUCUGGAACAUAAUAUAGAUGGGCAUCACCUUGCUUUAAGGGUUACAGUAGCUCUACUCAGCAGGAACAUUGCCAUCCAAGGACAUCUCACCAGUGAGCGGAUGGCACACCUUCGGCUAUGUACUAAAGCCAAGAUUCCAGAAGAUGAUUUCCAACAAUGCUUGUAUUUAAGGAGUGAAAAGAAUCUUGGAUCAAUGGAUCUAGGGGCUGUGGUGAUUGUGCAGUCACUCCCAGGAGAGCCCAGCCAGGUCCAACUGCAGGGAGUCCAGUUUCAGUUCAUGGGACAAGCCUUUCAGAAACACCUGUGUGCACUAAAUGUGAUUGGGCCUAUUAGAGAUUCAUAUAUCCGGAGCUGUUCAGUGUGGGACUCCUUCAGCAGGGGCCUCAGCCUGUCUAGAACCUCAAAUCUCAUUGUGGAGAAUAAUGUGUUUUACAACAUUUUAGGCCAUGGGCUACUAGUGGGGACUCACAUGGAAAUGAGACAUUUCCCUUGGAAGGCUGUCCCCAGAAGAAAAACCGUUUGGUCAAGACAAGGGAAUAUAGUACGAAACAAUGUGGUAAUUGGAGUUUUGGGAACCGAGGGACUUUCUAAUAUCGAGGUGUUGUCACCAGCUGGAAUCUACAUCCAAGAUCCUAUCAGUGUUGUAGAGAGAAACAUGGUGUGUGCUGCUGGAUAUGGUUAUUUCUUUCAUCUUGGAACCAAUGAAACUUCGAAAGCGCCACUUCUUUCCUUCGCUCAGAAUGUAGCCCAUUCCUGCACAAGAUAUGGUCUCCUUGUGUAUCCUAGGUUUGAGCCACCUCAGGUUAAUGACAAGGGUCCCACUUUGUUCCAGAACUUCACAGCCUGGGGAAGCCAAGGUGGUGUUCAGAUUUUCAGAAGUAGCAAUCUUCAACUUAAAAAUUUCCAGAUUUAUUCAUGUAAAGAUUUUGGGAUUGAUAUCUUAGAAAGUGAUGCAAAUUCUUCUAUUGUUGAGAGCUUAUUACUCAGUCAUUUUGCCUCAAAGGAUGGAAGCACAUGCAUGUCAGCAGGGAUAAAAACCCCUAAGAGACAGGAACUGUUGGUGUCCAAAACGACCUUUGUGAAUUUUGAUCAAAACAAUUGCAUCUCCUUAAGAACCUGUUCUAGCUGUUAUCAAGGACAAGGUGGAUUUACUGUAAAGACUGAACAGCUGAAGUUUCUAAACUCACCUAACCGAGUAGCAUUCCCAUUUCCUAAUGCAGCUAUCUUGGAAGACCUGGAUGGCUCUGUCUCAGGGAACAAGGGAAGUUACCUACUUGCCUCUGUGGAAAAUCUUGCUUCUUCCUGUCAGGUCAACCAAAGCUUUGGUCAGACUGUCAGGGGCAGUGUCUGUGGGCCAGAUGUAAUCUUUCAUCGUAUGUCUAUUGGCUUAGCUGAAGCCCCAGAUGUUGCCUAUGAUUUAACAGUGACAGACAGUAAAAAUCAAAUUAUGACUGUCAAUUUUGUGAAUGACACAUUGUCAAACCUAUAUGGUUGGAUGGCUCUGCUUUUAGAUCAAGAUACCUACUUGCUGAGAUUUGAGGCUCCUUGGAUCAAAAGCAGUCUUCAGUAUUCAGCAACAUUUGAUAACUUUACUUCUGGAAAUUACUUGCUGGUGGUGCACAAAGACUUACAGCCACAUACUGAUAUUCUGGUUAUAUGUGGGACUAGAAUCGGCCAAUCCCUUCUAUCUUCUCCAUCUGCUACUCGUGAUAAGGCCUGUGAUUGGUUCUUCAACAGCCAGUUGGGGGAGCUCACUUAUUUGGUUUCAGGUGAAGGCCAAGUUAAUCUUACCCUCUUGGUGAAGGAAAGAAUUAUUCCAGCAACUCCAGUUCCAUCUGAUGUACCAAAGUCCAUUUUAAAGUGGUCCCAUCCUGGAACAUGGCAAGGAGUGGAAGAGGGAUGGGGUGGAUACAAUCACACGACCCCAUCACCAGGCGAUGAUGUUGUGAUCUUACCCAACAAGAACAUCCUCGUAGACACGGAUCUCCCUUUUCUCAAAGGCCUUUAUGUUCUGGGAACCCUAGAAUUUCCUGUGAACCGGAGCAAUGUUUUAAACGUAACUUGUAUUAUUGUUGCAGGUGGAGAGCUGAAAGUUGGUACUUUUCCUGAGCCCUUACAUAAAGGGCAGAAACUCUUGAUUCAGCUUCGAACCUCUGAGGGAGACUAUUGUGACCGUUUGGAUGGAAUUAAUAUUGCUCCAGGAACUUUUGGGGUUUAUGGGAAGGUGCAGCUUCACAGUGCAUACCCCAGGAAAUCCUGGACACAUCUUGGAGCUGACAUUGCAUCAGGAAAUGAGAGGAUUCUAGUGAAGGAUGAAGUGGAUUGGAGACCACAAGAUAAGAUUGUUCUGAGUUCUUCAUCUUAUGAACCUCAUGAAGCAGAAAUCCUCACCAUAAAGGAAGUCAUGGGUCAAAAUGUUAGACUCUAUGAGCAUCUCAACCACAGACACCUUGGAAGUUCCCAUUCAAUGGAAGAUGGCAGGCACAUUUCCCUGGCUGCUGAGGUGGGCCUUCUGACUCGAAAUAUAAAAAUCCAGCCUGAUGCUCCGUGUGGUGGAAGAAUGGUUGUGGGGUCCUUUCAAAUGCCCAAUGGAAAAGAAUUUUCAGGUAUUCUUCAGCUUUCAAAUGUGGAAAUUCAGAACUUUGGGUCGUUGCUGUACCCAUCUAUUGAAUUCAAUAAUGUAUCUCUGGGAUCCUGGAUAAUCUCUUCUUCUGUGCAUCAGAACUGUGGAGGGGGUAUUCGUGUAUCUUCCAGCAAAAGUAUCUUCUUGUAUGACAAUAUUUUGUUUGACACCACUGGUCAUGGUAUUGAUUUAGAGGGUCAAAACCACUCUCUCAUCAAGAAUCUCAUUGUCUUGACCAGGCAGCCACAAAGAGCAAUGGACUGGGUAACAGGAAUCAAAGUGAACCAAUUAAACGAUGCCAAACUCAUUGGGAAUGCUAUAGCAGGAUCAGAGAGGAUUGGCUUCCACAUCAAAGGUCGUAACUGUUCAGUGGCUGAAAAUUCUUGGGUUGGCAAUGUGGUUCAUUCAAGCCUUCAUGGACUCCAUAUGUACAAGGGAGAUGGGCUAUACAACUGUACCAGAAUCUCAGGGUUCCUUUCUUACAAGAACUUUGAUUAUGGGGCCAUGUUCCAUGUGGAAGGCAACUUGGAGAUAGAUAAUGUGACCCUGGUGGACAAUGUUGUUGGUCUUCUUCCAUUAGUAUAUACAUCCCUUGCUGAACAAUGUUCCCUUGAAAAGAAACAGAUAGUUCUCAGGAAUUCGGUCAUUGUGGCCACUAGUUCUUCUUUUGACUGCAUAGAAGACAGAAUUAAACCUCUUUCUGCUGACUUCACAUCCAGGGAUCGACCCCCAAGUAAUCCCAGAGGGGGUCGGGUUGGUAUAUUGUGGCCUGGAUUCACUGCUGAACCAAACCAAUGGCCUCAAGAUGCAUGGCACAAAGUAAAGAAUUAUCCUUCUGUCUCUGGGAUCAUGAGGCUUCAAGGAGUCACCUUUUCUGAUUUUGUGAAGAGCUGUUACAGCAAUGACCUGGAUGUCUGCAUUCUACCUAAUCCUGAUAGCACUGGCAUCAUGCCCCCAAUCAUGGCAGAGAGGACAAAGAUGCUCAAGGUCAAAGAUCAGAACAAGUUCUACUUCUCCUUGCCUUGGCUCAGGAAAGAAACAGGGAAAAUAGUCUGUCCCGAAUUGGACUGUGAAAGUCCAAUGAAGUAUUUCUUCAAAGACCUAGAUGGCAGUGUCCUGGAUUUGCCACCACCAAUUUCUGUUUUUCCAAAAGCCAAGUCAGAAUGGGUUGGAUCCUGCUUCAACACAGGUAUAUUUAGAGAAGACCGAAAAUGUACCUAUAGACCAUCAAUGAAAAGCUUCGUGUGCAAACAGAUGAACUAUAUACUUCUAAUUCUUGACAAUAUCACCAUUGCUCCAGGGGAGAAAAUUCCAUCCUCAGUAGUUUCAGUGACAAGUGGCUUUGUGGGAACCUUCAGUAGUGUAGUUGCCCACCCAUCCUGCUCUGCUUCUUUAUCUAUACCAGCUUUCUAUUCUCUUUUACCAGCCAACUCACUCACCAAAAUUUGCUUUGUGAACAGGGCUCCCCAAGCUAUGCGUUUUCAUCUCAUUGGGAGUGAGAAGUCUUCCAAACCUCUGGCUGUGUUCUACCCUGAGCUUCAGAGCCCUCGGGUUUUUUUCCGUGGACAGUUCAUCCCACCCACUUCUGUUCUAUCAGAUUCUUGGCAAGAGAAUGGGGCUACUGGAACCAAUCAUUUCAGUUUCAUGGAUAAUCUCUUGUAUAUCCUCCUGCAAGGGGAUGAGCCUGUUGAGGUGCGAUCUGCAGUUUCUAUCCAUGUAGCCUUCACUGUGACAUUAUCAGUCACUCUAGAAGACUGGGAACCAGCCAUUAAUCAAAGAUUGGCUCAUUUCUUACAGAUUAGCCAAGACCAUAUAAGAAUUGUUCAUAUAAUGCCAGGUGAUGAAUGGACCUUAAAGGCCUUGGCUGAUGGUGUGGCCAAAAGGAAACACCACUGUCCCACUGGGAUCCCUUGUACUAGUUGUUAUAGACUGGGUCAGCAUAGAAACUUCAUGAGGAAGAUGAAAAUGUGGGUACCACCACCAACUUUCUCAGAAACCAUUUCAAAAGUGGUGGUCACUGAAAUUGGUGAUCUGUCAGGCAUAGGAAGUGCCAAAGUGGCUUCCCCCUUAUCUACUGAUGCAUUGCAGUGUUUAGUUCACCGGAUUAUCACUGCUCAACAGACAGGGGAGCUUCAGGAAGCCCUGGAUAUGCCAGUUGAAGCCCUGUUGAUCAGCCAGUCAGCUGAAGUAUUUACUUCUGGAAAUUCAAGCAGUCUUGAUGCUGGUAGUGUGGUAUAUAUACAACCAUAUACCCUUUCAGUUCAAGUUCAGCCAUCCAGUGGAGAAGUAGGAAUAGAGCUUCCAGUACAACCACACCUCAUCUUUCUGGAUAAACAGGGUCGGGUAGUAGAAUCAUUAGGCCCUCCCUCAGUGCCUUGGAUUGUGACUGUUUCUUUGGAAGGGGCCUCAGAAACUGUGUUGAAAGGGCACACCCAUGCAGAAGCUCACCAAGGCCGAGUAAGCUUCUCCAAUUUGGCUGUCUCAAGCUCUGGGUCAAACUGGUAUUUUCUUUUCACCGUGACAUCUCCACCAGGUGCCAAACUUAAUGUUCGUUCUGAGCCAUUUGCAGUGCUUCCUGUUAACAAGGGAGAGAAAUCUACCAUUCUCAUGGCUCUUGUUUUGUGUUCAGCUGCCUCAUGGAUUGCUUUGUGCUUUCUGGUAUUUUGUUGGCUUAAAAAAAGCAAAAUCAAAAAAACAAAAACCAAAGAGACUUCUGGACCUCAGGUAGAUGAAAGGAAGAAAAAUCCUCAAUCUAAACAUAAUUCACAUCACAAUAGGCAUCAAGAAAGACUGAAAGAGGGUAAGAAAGAGGUCACUGUGAUACAAGAAGAUAUAAGACAGAAAGUCAUCCAGGGCAAGCUGAACCAAUUGUCUUACCAACAGUCCCUGAAUGGAUUAUCAAGGAGGACAAUCAGGACUGGGCAUCUGGAGGGAGGGAGGGGGGAAGAGGGAGCUGUCCCAAUGGAUGUCAUUGCUCACCUUCCAUCCCAAGGCCAUGUCCUCUCUAGUGGCACUCCAGCUCAGCAGGUACCGAUUCAAGAAGUGAGAGACUGGAAAGAUGGUCAGGCUCAGUUACUUGGAUAUCACCUUGCAGAACAAGAUCAGCUUCUAGUGUUAUAUCCUAGCUUUGAUCAAGAGGGGCAAAGGCUACCAGAGCAGAGGCAUGCUGGCAGAAAGAAUGGCCACUUGGGUUACUACUGGGAUAGGAAAGCAGAAACAGAGUCUUUCCAUCCACAUUCACUACAGCAGGCACCUAUUCAGGGACAGUUGUGAUCAGGUAGAAGCCUGAGCAUUUGAGUAUGAAAAUGAAAAUAUUGCCAAUCCAUCCAGAUUUAGAGCAGGAUCAGAGGAAAUCUGACACAUUUGUGAAGCCUGGAAGAGAACAAUAAAAUUCUGAAUUUUUGUUUGAGCUUUAAAAUACAGAGCCUGGAAUGCUUUAAAUAGUUCUAUAGCUUCUCUUCUAUUCCAUCAUUGCCCAACCCACAUCCAGCAAAGUUCUGGGAAUAUAGUAGAUGCAAUAAAUACCCAGUUCAUUGAUAGAAAGAUAAUAUAUGGUCUUAAUAAGGAUGAAUGAACAUUUCAUUCAACAAGUCAACUAGCAUUUAUGAUGCACCUACUAUGUGUCAUAAAAUCAGAGAAAUAUCAUAUCAGGAGGGAUUUCUAUGAAGGCUCUUAAGUUAAUUCACACACACACACACUCACAGAUCAAUAGAAAAAGAAAUGAGAGGAUGUGCCGUUGUUAUAGAUGUAAGCACAUAGUGAAACAUCCUGUAAGAGUAUUUGAAGAGGGGGACAGCUAGGCGGCUCAGUGGAUUGAAAGCCAGGCCCAGAGGUCCUAGGUUUGAAUAUGAC
Messenger RNA from Gracilinanus agilis (Agile Gracile Mouse Opossum), 11946 nucleotides. RefSeq names its product PKHD1 ciliary IPT domain containing fibrocystin/polyductin (gene PKHD1). Bases 1 to 11367 code for a protein of 3788 amino acids. The transcript has 57 exons. The record is from RefSeq and is a predicted model, not a curated record. NCBI's taxonomy places the organism in Eukaryota, Metazoa, Chordata, Mammalia, Didelphimorphia, Didelphidae.